AUGAGUGAAAGUCCCGAAAUACCUGACGAGAUCAUUGAGUGCUUCAGACCAAAAGUUUUUCGCGGCAAAUACGGGACCCUAUCGAAAUUUUUUCUUCAGCUUAAGACCUUUGAGCGCCUCUUUCCUACCGUGCUCGUAGAGCCAGCUGACAGAAUUAUACAUGCAUCAACGUAUUUAAAAGGCCGGGCUGCCUCCUUUUUCGCGCCAACGCUACUCGAUUAUCUUGACAAUCCUGCUGCCGAGCAAAAGAAGGAGACACAAGAGAUCUUUGCCGAUUUUGAACGCUUUGAAGCAUAUAUGAGUCUAUAUUUUGGGACGGCCGAGGAUAGACGGAAUCAUCCCUACACUGCUGUAUAA
Trichoderma harzianum CBS 226.95 is the source of this 357-nucleotide messenger RNA. RefSeq lists its product as hypothetical. The transcript has a single exon. Bases 1 to 357 code for a protein of 118 amino acids. The record is from RefSeq and is a predicted model, not a curated record. Lineage: Eukaryota; Fungi; Ascomycota; Sordariomycetes; Hypocreales; Hypocreaceae.